UAAACAAUUCGUACCAGGUUGAUUGAUCAGUCUGAUCACUGCACAUUGCCAUUUAUUUAUAAAAGAGAUCGUGUUUUGUGUGUUGUAUUGAUCUGAGAUGGAAUUCGAACACUUAUGUUAUAUUUCGUGUUUGGUGGGAGUUGUCAGCUUAAUAUUUGAUAUUUUUGUAACUGCUACAUCUGGUUGGUUAAACAUAAGUGUUGAAUACCAAAACAAGAAACUUCAUUUUACUGUUGGUGCCUUCGAUCUUUACGAUGUGGACGAAAAAAACAAUAUGGCUAUUAAAGUUGUACAAAACGAAGGAAUUACUACAUUACAAGCCAUGCUCGUAUUGAGCAUUCUCGCACUUGUUUUCGCAAUUAUCUGCCAAGGUUUAGUUGUUGCCAAGAAACAAGUUUUAAUAUUCGGACCCAGAGGAUUACUGAUAAUGGUUGAGUUUCUAUACAUACUAACAGGAUUUUUUCUUCUGGUUGGUUUGUCAGUUUACACUCACUAUUGGUCAAGCAACAAGCUCUACUACGUCUCAGCACAACACCCGAUGAAAACAUCUUACAACUACUCGUACUACCUCUGCUGGGUGUUCACCAUAAUAUUUACGUUAUAUUCAGUUGCAUUCACAGUGUACAUGAACCUUAUGGUCAAAAUUUCUUAUCGAAGUCGUUCCUCUGCUGCAAAUACGUCUAAUACAUUACCAGAAAAAGACGAAACGACCGCACCAUAUGACCUGCCCGAUUCUUCAGUUUAGCUUUUAUUAAUCUUCUGUAAUGUAACUAUAUUUCGUGCUCUCUGUUAACCAAGUAUUUCUUUAUUCUACUAUAAUUGGUUACGUUGACUUCGGCGUUAAUAUCAAUCUUACCUAGACAAACCAAUUCCAUUUAACGCGUAAUAAUGACAUCUUAUAGCAUGUACAUAAAUCUUAAUAACAAGAUGUUACUUUUUUAGACUUUUCUGGUUUAUAGUUUUAAAUUCUUUGCAUGAUCAUAUCUACAUGUAUAAUUCUCGUAUUUAGUCUUAGAUGAUUUGACUGGAGUCUAAUCGUAAAAUAUAGUGGAGUGGGGUAAAGUGGGACACUUUAUUUUAUAUUCUUCUACGGACCCCACUUGUUGAUAAACAAAAGUAUAAAUAUAUUAUUCACAAUAUUAUUACAAUUUAUUUACAAUAUUAUUCGACAGUAUCCUCAUGCGUAUAAAAUAUUUUUUCACUGCGUAUAAAAUAUUUUUUCAGCGGGUAAAUAAGUCGUAAUAUAGUAAGGUCCUAAUAUUAAAUGCUCGCGAAUCGAAUUAAACCAUUGAAAAUUCGCUAUCA
This is a messenger RNA of Ciona intestinalis (vase tunicate), 1305 nucleotides long. RefSeq lists its product as uncharacterized. The record is from RefSeq and is a predicted model, not a curated record. Lineage: Eukaryota; Metazoa; Chordata; Ascidiacea; Phlebobranchia; Cionidae. Gene Ontology annotation, cellular component: plasma membrane.